CAGAAUCUCUCCUUCGCUCCUCACAAAAUUCUCCUCUCCCAGCCCUCUAGGCACCAAAAAUUGACAGACGCCUGCUUUUCCAUACUGCAAUGAACGGCUCCAGCCCUGCUGUAGUUACCAUCAUCGAACACAUUCUUCCAUUCCUCAGCCAGAAGGACCUAGCCUCCUGCCGCCUGGUUAACCGCACAUGGUCGGUCCUGGCCACAGUCCAGUCGGCACGUGCCCUUGAGAGCGCCCUGGUGCGGCUGCCUCUGCGUAUCCUGCACUACCGGCGCAAGGGCCUUCUCAGCACUAUUCGGUCAAUGGACAUAGACAUCAGCUAUAUCGACGGAUUCCUGUCGGCGCCCAUGUACGAACGACGCAUCCGCGACGCUAUCGAGAUGGUCAGCACGAUGCUACCCAUGGUCAAAUCACUAAAGGUGCGCAUGCAGCCCACGCACUCACUGCGCAGCCAGAACGAGACGCGGUUUACACGCAUGGCGUUCAACAUGCUUAUGGGCGCGUUCCCCGGACUGGCGGCUCUGGAUCUGAGCGAGUGCUCGGUGUCUGUCUUGGACACAGAGCAGGGUAGCCCGUUUGCCAGGCUGAGCCAGCUACAGACGAUCAAGUGGUUCACGCUUGGACGCAACGAUAUGAGCUCAGCGGCGGCGCUGUGCGAUCUGGCAAACGCCAACAAACACUCGCUGCAGGUGUUUUAUGGAAUGGCCGACGGUACCGAUCGUGCGAUGCGUGCGCUGUGCCAGGCGCCCAAAAUCAAAAGGGUUGAUAUCAGCGGAUCCAAUGUUUCCGACGAGGCCCUGCUGGAGCUGGUGCGCGCGCGCGGCCACUCGCUGCACGAACUGACGCUGUCUGACUGCGCACGCCUAACCAGGCACAGCAUUGGCAAUCUGACACCUACUAUGCUGCCCAGCCUGGUGUCGCUGGACCUGUACAAUGUCAUGGUGACGACCGACACGUACCAGCAUCUGUUCAACAUGCAUACGUACUGGCCAUAUCUGCAGGACCUGAAGCUCAAGGCUGCUAUCCCGCACAUAUCACCGCGCCAGGAUUCGCUAGUCAAUGAUGACAUCCUGGAGGCCAUUGGCAGCCGAUGCCCGAUGCUGGUAUCGCUGCGACUGUUUGGCUGCCACGGCAUCACAGACGAAGGCCUCAGCUCGGUGCUGGGCAAUCUUGGAUAUCUCCGCGAGCUGGUGGUCAUGCACAGUGCUACCGACCCGCUGGUGCAGAACAACGGCGAAGAUGAGGAGAGUGAUACUGACAGUGAUGCGACUUUCCACAGUGCACGUAGCAGCCGCCGCAGCAGCGCGCGGUUUGAAUACAGUGCUACCGAGGAGAGCGACGACUUGCUCGCCGGAGCCAGCGACUCUGGCCACGCCGGGCCGUCGACAGGCGGUUUGCUUAUGUCAGUGCCCUCGAUCAACGACAUCUGGGCCACCAUCCCGUCGCUGCCAACACACGGGGUGCAGCAGCCCCCGGCAAACUUGGUGGCGCGUCGGGUUGAUAGCUCGCCGCAGUCUACAGCGCCUAACAGCCCGUGCUUGACGCGCUCGCGCAAUCAGCGUGUGUUCACAUCGCAGGCGCUGAGCCGUGGCGUGCGCUCCCGCCGCUUCAACCUGCUGAACUUGGACAUGGAAUAUGACUCUGUGUGCGCCGAGCACCUGUCGAGGCUCUCGCAUUUGCACGUGCUGUGCGGCCGUGUGAUCACCCGCCAUGCCAAGGCCCUGAUUGAGACUCAGUUCCCAAAGUGCAAGAUGAUGGUCUGGAACAUUAACUAA
This is a messenger RNA of Linderina pennispora, 1775 nucleotides long. RefSeq names its product RNI-like protein. Gene Ontology annotation, molecular function: protein binding. NCBI's taxonomy places the organism in Eukaryota, Fungi, Kickxellomycota, Kickxellomycetes, Kickxellales, Kickxellaceae. Gene Ontology annotation, biological process: SCF-dependent proteasomal ubiquitin-dependent protein catabolic process. Bases 90 to 1775 code for a protein of 561 amino acids. The transcript has a single exon. Gene Ontology annotation, cellular component: SCF ubiquitin ligase complex. The record is from RefSeq and is a predicted model, not a curated record.